AUGGCCGCUGCAGGAAUAAACAAGCAGGGAUCUGUGGAGCCAUGUAUCCGUCACGGCAGAGCAACAACGGGAGGCAGUGUUAAGGUCCUGGAAUGCGGCGUGUGUGAAGAUGUGUUCUCUCUCCAAGGAGAUAAGGUCCCUCGGCUUCUGCUCUGUGGGCACACAGUGUGUCAUGACUGUCUCACUCGGUUACCCCUCCAUGGAAGGGCUGUGCGCUGCCCUUUUGACAGGCAGGUCACCGAGUUGGGUGACUCUGGAGUUUGGGGUCUGAAAAAGAACUUUGCUCUGCUUGAACUUCUGGAACGACUUCAGAAUGGAGCAUCGAAUCAGUCAGGGAUGGCAGAGGAUGCUCUUAAAGGCAUGGGCGAAUGUGUGAUUCGUUGUGAUGAGGAUGAAAGCCACACAGCGUCAAUGUAUUGCACUGUAUGUGCCACCCACUUGUGUUCGGAGUGCUCACAGAUUACGCACUCCACUCGAACACUGGCAAAACACCGCCGCGUACCACUGGCAGACAAGCCUCACGAGAAGCUGCUGUGUCCACAGCACCAGGUGCAUGCCAUAGAGUUUGUUUGCCUGGAAGAAGGUUGUCAGUCUGGGCCACUUAUGUGCUGUGUGUGUAAGGAGUAUGGCAAACAUCAAGGACACAAGCACGCUCUCCUUGAAUCUGAAGCUAAUCAGAUCCGUGCAUCUAUUCUGGACAUGGCACAUUGUAUCCGCACCUUCACAGAUGAAGUGUCUGAGUAUUCCAGAAAACUGGUGGGCAUUGUGCAGCAGAUAGAGGGAGGAGAACAGAUUGUUGAGGAUGGUAUUGGAAUUGCCCACACUGAACACGUUCCAGGCACAGCUGAGAGUGCUCGCUCAUGUGUGCGUGCCUACUUCGCAGACCUCCAUGAGACUCUUUGCCGGCAGGAGGAGAUGGCCUUGAGCGUCGUGGACGCACACGUUCGAGAGCGCCUCAUCUGGCUGCGGCAGCAGCAGGAGGACAUGACCAUCCUUCUCUCCCAAGUUUCCACUGCCUGCCUGCAUUGUGAGAAAACCCUGCAGCAGGAUGAUUGCAGAGUUGUUCUGGCAAAACAGGAAAUCAACUGUUUGCUGGAAACACUUCAGAAGCAGCAGCACCAGUUCACAGAGUUGGUAGAUCACAUUCAGCUGGACGCUGGCAUACCCGUUACCUUCACAAAGGAUAACAGAGUUCACAUUGGUCCUAAGAUGGAGAUCCGUGUAGUAACACUAGGCCUUGAUGGAGCAGGAAAAACAACUAUACUUUUCAAAUUAAAACAGGAUGAGUUCAUGCAGCCAAUUCCUACCAUCGGAUUUAAUGUGGAGACUGUUGAAUACAAGAACCUAAAGUUUACUAUCUGGGAUGUCGGAGGAAAACAUAAGCUCAGACCACUUUGGAAACAUUACUAUUUGAACACUCAAGCUGUAGUUUUCGUAAUCGACAGCUGUCAUAGAGACCGGCUAAUGGAAGCCCACAGUGAACUGGCCAAAUUACUCACUGAGAAGGAGUUAAGAGACGCAUUGUUACUUAUUUUUGCAAAUAAGCAGGAUGUACCUGGGGCUGUGGCCGUGGAGGAGAUGACAGAGGUGCUGAGUCUACAUAAGUUGUGUUGUGGGAGGAGCUGGCACAUCCAGGGCUGUGACGCCCGCAGUGGGAUGGGCCUGCACGAGGGCUUGGACUGGUUGUCAAGACAGUUGGUUGCUGCUGGGGUCUUAGAUGUAGCCUGA
This is a messenger RNA of Knipowitschia caucasica, 1728 nucleotides long. The record is from the annotation of a GenBank genome assembly. NCBI's taxonomy places the organism in Eukaryota, Metazoa, Chordata, Actinopteri, Gobiiformes, Gobiidae.